This is a messenger RNA of Lactuca sativa (garden lettuce), 1320 nucleotides long. RefSeq lists its product as uncharacterized. The record is from RefSeq and is a predicted model, not a curated record. Lineage: Eukaryota; Viridiplantae; Streptophyta; Magnoliopsida; Asterales; Asteraceae.
AACUCCAUAAAUAACAGUCAAAAUAUUAGAAAAAAAAAAAAAAAUUAUAUCGAGGGAUUAAUCUCAUCACCAAGAAUUUACGUCCCAUCAAGUUGGGUUUUCGUCCUAAAGUAUCACCCACUGCUGUAUUUGAUCUCCAAAGACUUAAAGUCAGUCGACUCAUAUGGAAGAACACAAGGAAUGCGACGCCAUAGGUUCGCAAUCACAAAAUAGGAACCACAUUCAUCGUGUUUAUUUCGUCAAGUUUCAGCCAUUUCCUAAUGAAAUCGAAAAAGAAGAGGCCGACAAUCAGUAUAAGUUGCUGGAUCUUGCUCAAUCCCGUAUCAACAAAGAUAUAAAUCGACUAAAAGCAGAUGAACUUCAAAUAAACCGGAAUUUAGACUGGUUUUCACGUUGUGAUGAAUAUAUACAAUGGAAGAGACGAGAAAUCGAGAGUACUCUUCAAGGUUGUCAAGGUAAAGUCGAACCUAAUUUGCUCGAAAAACAUGAUCAGAAACGCUGUCAUAAAAGACUGAUCAAGAAAGGGAAGUUGGAUACGGAGUAUUUGCAACAAGUUCAGGAAGAACUUCUAUCUUCAAAGAAAUCCGGUGGAAUGAAUUCUUGUGGUAGACAACAACUUAAAUAUCUGGUCAAGACCAUGGCCCAAAGGAUCCAACAUGGGAACACUAAUAGUAGGGCAGAUGAAAUGAUAAUCUAUCACGAAACAAAAAAUGUAAAUGAAACAAGAGAAAUAUUGUACACUGCUCCAGAAUCUGAACCUCAUAGUCAUUGGCAUUCAAGAGAACGGAAAUCAAAGCGAGAUAUAGAUUGUGAGCGAGCUAUGCAACAUAAGAUAAAGAUUCGGUUAGACGACAUUGAGGACAUGAAAAUGGAUCUAAGAGGACGUAAAGCUAGAGUUGCACGACUUAAAGCUGAUUUGGAACUUGUAAGAAAGAGCAUUAGUUGUUUACAGAAGGAGCUUGAAGAUGUUAAUACAAAGAGAUCCAAAGCCUAUAAACGUGCUUAUGAGCUUGGGGAAAAAAAGAAAGGACUGAGAUACGCAAACGCACUUAUACGACAAGGGGAUGUUGUUGGACUAAAACAAGUAUGUGAAACACAGGUUCAAGGGUUCAUGAGGCAGUGGACCAAAAGUAAAGCAUUCAGGGACGAUUACGAGAAAAGAAAGCCGGUGUCGAAGAGUUAAUUUGGAACCAAUUGUUUAAACAUAAAUGGAAUUCGAUGCCUUAUAUGUCGUUGUGCUAUCUUUGGCAUUAUUAUAGAAAUUUGGCUGUUUCACAUGUACAGAUGUACUAUAAAUAUAAAAGUAUCAAACAUUAUACA